AUGGCUAACAGACAUUUAGAAAAAGCGAAUAUAAUACCUGAAAAAUGUUUAUCAAUAAUAGAUGAUGCUAUCAAUAAAUAUUCGAUAAAUUCUUUUAAUUAUAAAUAUACGAAAAAUGUGUUAGAGUUAGAAGAAAUAGAUAAUCAAAGUGAUGCAACACUUUUUUUUAAUGACAAUUCAGAUGAAGAAUCAGAAUUAAAGACAUACAGUUCGAUCUUAAUUGAGAAUACCACAUGGAAUUUCACAAAUGAUUCUAAAUUUGCAUCUAAUGUGAAUCCAGUAAUGAAUAAAAGGAUAAUAAAUGACACAAACAUAAAUAAAAAUAUUUUGGAAAUUUUAAAACAUGUACAAAAAUUAAAUAAGUCGAAUCAAAUUAAUCAUUUUAUAAGAAAAAUGGAAUAUAAUGAAAUAAAAGAAAUGAUAUUCAUAAAUACAAAAAUGGUUACAAAUUCAAUUAAAAAAAUAUAUAACAUAUUAAAUAAUUUUGUAAAAAAUAAGACAAUGCAUAUAAAUAAUAAUACAGAAUAUAAUUCUUUAUAUGGUAAUUAUAUAAAGAAUAAAUCGCAAAAUUAUUAUAAAAAAAAUAAGACAAUAUUUAAGAAAUAUAUAAUUUUACAAAAAUACUACAAAAAAAUAUGUCAAAAAUAUAAAGAAGAAAAUGAAUAUUUAAAAAAUCAAAUUUUAGCAAAAAAAAACCACGACCAAAAUGGUUGGAAAAAUGGAGCGAAGGGGGAUAAAAAAAAAGACAAAAAUGUUAUAUCCGGAAUAAACCAUAAUAUAAUAAAUGAAACAAUUAAAGAUCAUAAUUUAAUAGAUAUAAAUUAUAAAAAAAAUAAUAGGAAAAAUUUGUAUCCAAAAAAAAAUAAGUUAAUAAAUUGGAAAAGGGUAAAAGAAUAUACAGAAUGUAGUGAGACAGAACAUUUUAUAAAAAAAGAUGAAAAAAAUAUAUGCACUAACAAUUAUUUAACUAUAUCAAAAAAUGAAGAUACAGAAGAUUGCAAUGUUGUAAAAAAUAUAAUUCCAUUAUCAACGGGUUCCUUAGUUGGCCUUAAUUUAAAUCAAUCCGAGAAAGAAGCACCAAUUGUUUCUGAACAGGGUACUAUUCCGUCUCGGGGGCGUGCAGAAAAUGAAGAAAAUGAAGAUGUAGAAAAUGCAGCAGAUGCAGAAAAUGAAGAAGAUGCAGAAAAUGCAGCAGAUGCAGAAAAUGAAGAAAAUGAAGAUGUGGAAAAUGAAGAAGCUGUAGAAGAUGUAGAAAAUGAAGAAGAUGCAGAAAAUGCAGAAGAUGCAGCAGAUGCAGAAUAUGUAGAAGAUGCAGACGAUGCAGUAGAUGCAGAACUAUAUAUGGCUGAAGAUGACGAAGUGAACAAUGGAAUGAUUGAAGUUACGGAUUUAAAAUUUGAAUCUGAUAAUGUAGAUAAAAGGGAGCCAAUAGUAGAUGAUGAGAAUGGUAAACAAUAA
Plasmodium yoelii is the source of this 1458-nucleotide messenger RNA. Its product is annotated as conserved Plasmodium protein, unknown function. The record is from RefSeq and is a predicted model, not a curated record. Bases 1 to 1458 code for a protein of 485 amino acids. NCBI's taxonomy places the organism in Eukaryota, Apicomplexa, Aconoidasida, Haemosporida, Plasmodiidae. The transcript is spliced from 5 exons.